ACGUGUUUACCUUCUAUAAUGGCAAAAUGACUACCGCCGGUUUAGGAAUCGGCUUCGUUUCCGGUGUCUGCACAAACCACUUCGUCGCACUCGGGGAAGACAGCCCGGGACUCUUCAGUGGAACGCACACUUUUGCCCACGAAAUCGCUCAUCUGCUGGGAGCAAAACACGACGGAGACGGCCCAGACGCGGACGUCCCAGGACACCCUGGUGCAGAAGCUUGUCCUUGGAAUGACGGAUACAUGAUGAGCUACGUCAACAAAGGGCCCGAAUUCCAUCGUUUUUCGCCGUGCAGCUUGAACCAAAUGCGGCACGUUAUACGCCGUGUAGGAUCAGCGUGCUGGAAGGUGUCAUCAGCGGGGAGUGUUGUGAAGAGCGUAUACCCAGGAAUGGCAGUGACCUUCGAAAAGUUUUGCAAGGCUUUGCAAACCGACAAGGAAAACUCCACGUAUGAAUACGUCACCGUCCAACAAAGUUCCUGUAAAGUGGUGUGUCAUUUUUCCAGAGUUUUCACGUAUCUAUUUGCUGGUCAAAUACCGGAGCGCCACCGUGUAUCCUUUACCCUAAGGGAAGACGCGUUGGACUACAUGGAAUGUGGUUCCAAUCACGUUUGCAUACAAGGAGUGUGCGUGCAAAAGACUUCUGACGUUGAGGAACAGACAAAUGGACAGAUAUCGACUGAUGUCGUUGAGACCUCUUCUGCAGAAACAACCCCAACACCAACGACAAAAUCAACGACAAGACGAAGGUUCUGGUGGCGGCACAUGACAAAUAGGCCCUGACCAACGCGUUGGUAACACAAAUGUGGAAUCAGUGUGCGGACUUCUAAUGUGAAUCGUGCACAGUCUGUAAAAAUAAAUACAAUA
Messenger RNA from Dermacentor andersoni, 866 nucleotides. Lineage: Eukaryota; Metazoa; Arthropoda; Arachnida; Ixodida; Ixodidae. The record is from RefSeq and is a predicted model, not a curated record.